AUGAAUGCCCCUGAUAGGUUCGAACUCUUCGUGCUGCCUGAAGGCGCAAAGAAGAUAUCAAUGACAAAGGACACAAGAAUACCAAAUGCUUGUUUGUUCACUAUAUUAAAGGAGGAUCACACUGUUGGCAACCUCAUUAGAAUGCAGUUGGUCGGUGACCCUGACGUCAAGUUUGCAGGCUAUAAGAUGCCACAUCCACUAGAGCAUAACAUUCACAUUAAGAUACAGACUUAUCCACACUCAACACCAAUCCAAGCACUUGAAGGUUCAAUACACUGUUUGAUCGAUGAGUAUCAGAACAUAGAGAAGCAGUUCAUGAAUCAACUUAGCAAGAAGAAGAAUACUGUUGAUAUGUACCAAUAG
This is a messenger RNA of Acytostelium subglobosum LB1, 363 nucleotides long. RefSeq lists its product as hypothetical. The transcript is spliced from 4 exons. The record is from RefSeq and is a predicted model, not a curated record. Lineage: Eukaryota; Evosea; Eumycetozoa; Acytosteliales; Acytosteliaceae. Gene Ontology annotation, molecular function: protein dimerization activity; DNA binding. Gene Ontology annotation, biological process: transcription by RNA polymerase II. The coding region runs from base 1 to 363 and encodes 120 amino acids. Gene Ontology annotation, cellular component: RNA polymerase II, core complex.